AUGUCCGCCGCUGCGAUGGACCACUCGUCCAAGAGGCCGCCCCUCAACCUGGAGCACCACUACUCUUCGGUCACCAACAGGCGCCUGCCCAGCAAGAUGAAGGAGUAUUACAAGUAUUUUCAGAUCCCGGGCAUUGGGAACUUGGCUGGAGGCCUGCCGCAUUCGAGCCUGUUCCCGUUCGACACCCUUGAAGCGCAGGCGGCGAAGCCCGAGCGCUGGGAGCCGUCCCCGAUCCCCGAUGACGGCACCACCGGGGUCACCACCGCUCUCCCGAUCCGGAGCAGCGCCGGUGCAGGAAAGGACACGGAGAAGGACGUCAAGGCGGCGCGGCACGUCACCGUCCCCGGGACCGAUGCGGACCCCGACCCGCUCCGGCGCAUCGACGUCGCGACGGCGCUGCAGUACGGCACGGCCGAGGGGUACCCGCCUCUGCGGUCGUUCAUCAGGCAGUUCACCCGGGAGCACCUGCACCCCAACGUGCCGUACCUGGGCGGGCCCGAGGUCAUCCUCAGCUGCGGCUCGACCGACGGCUUCUCCAAGACGCUGGAGCUGCUGACGGACACGUGGGACCCGGCCCGGGACCCCGCGGCCGAGAGGCCGGGCAUGCUGUGCGAGGUCUUUGUGUACAGCCAGGUCCUGUCGCAGGCGCUGCCGAGGGGCGUGCGGGUCGUCCCCGUCGAGAUGGACGAGGGCGGCAUGAGCGUCAGCGGGCUGGAGGAGGUGCUGGCGGGGUGGGACGAUAGGAACGGCAAGCGGCCGUCCUUCCUGUACACCGUGACGUGA
Molecule: messenger RNA, 783 nt
Organism: Colletotrichum spaethianum
Lineage: Eukaryota; Fungi; Ascomycota; Sordariomycetes; Glomerellales; Glomerellaceae
Product: L-tyrosine:2-oxoglutarate aminotransferase atrD
Exons: 2
Coding region: 1-783 (260 amino acids)
Molecular function (GO): transaminase activity
Source: RefSeq, a predicted model, not a curated record